Messenger RNA from Botrytis byssoidea, 255 nucleotides. RefSeq lists its product as uncharacterized. Lineage: Eukaryota; Fungi; Ascomycota; Leotiomycetes; Helotiales; Sclerotiniaceae. The transcript is spliced from 3 exons. The record is from RefSeq and is a predicted model, not a curated record. The coding region runs from base 1 to 255 and encodes 84 amino acids.
AUGCACUCGCUAUCCAUCUUCAUUUUCGGAUUCACAGCUGUUCGAACUGUUUUCGGAACACCUAUUCCAAGACUUCCUACAUCCAGCGGAAAUAUUACAGCAUACAGUAACAAUGUCCAUAUUGAAUCCCAUCUAUCGAAACGAUCUUCAGGUUCUAAUGAAAUCGUUGAGUGUCCGGAAGGUUUUGCUCCGAGGGAUGGAACCAAAAUAGUCACCUGUGUUUCUAUCCAUCUCAAACUGGAGAUGCAUGACUGA